Molecule: messenger RNA, 5956 nt
Organism: Sinocyclocheilus anshuiensis
Lineage: Eukaryota; Metazoa; Chordata; Actinopteri; Cypriniformes; Cyprinidae
Product: alsin-like
Exons: 34
Coding region: 249-5327 (1692 amino acids)
Biological process (GO): endosomal transport; regulation of GTPase activity
Cellular component (GO): centrosome; intracellular membrane-bounded organelle; cytoplasm
Molecular function (GO): guanyl-nucleotide exchange factor activity; small GTPase binding
Source: RefSeq, a predicted model, not a curated record
CAGCAUUUUUUUAGAUAUCAAAAGCGGACAGCCAUUCACACGCAAGCUACUGCAGGAUGUUACGUUUCACUAAAAAAACAGUGUGCACAGUUUUGUAAAUACGUUACGCUUAUUGAACUUAAACGAGCUUAACUACUCUCUGUUUACUCUCUUGGGCGGUUUUAAUAUGUCAGAAGCUGAAUUUCGAUAAACAUCUCGUCAGUGCUUAUGCUGGAGUGGCUGUCACACCGUCUGAAAUGGAUUAAAUCAUGCCGAUGGAGGAACAGAGCUGCUCUUUGCAUCAGUUAUUCAGUUCCAGCUCUGGAGAAGAGAGGGGCUCUAGAGAGAAAGGUGUGCUCUACAGAUGGCAGGGCUAUUUCUGCAGGGUGACCCCAGAGAGACUGCUGCUGUCCAGGCCAGUGCUUCAUGCUGCACUGGGGACUUUACAUGGACUUCUGCUGACAGAAGAUGGGCAUGUGUAUAAUUUUGGCGAGCAGCCAUGGAAACGAGUCGAAUCUCAGCCUUCCGGCCCUGUUAUAGAGAGCGCCCUGAGCGGUCAGCGUGUGAUCUCUGUGUCAGCGGGCAGCUAUCACUGUUCUGCUGUAACGGAGGAUGGCCUCAUCCACAUGUGGGGGGAGAACUCUCAUGGCCAGUGUGGCGUCUCUGGAAUGGACCAGGUACCCAGUCCCACUCCCGUUAAUGUGGUGGAUGGCGAGAUCCAUCCUCCGCAACUGGUCCAAGUCCUGAAUGUAGCCUGCGGAGCGCAGCACACUCUGGCCCUGUCAAGAAAGCAUGAGGUGUGGGCAUGGGGUAGUGGCUGCCAGCUGGGACUAGUCACCAAUAUAUUCCCGGUAUGGAAACCCCAGAAGGUGGAGCAUCUUGUGGGAAGAUAUGUGGUUCAGAUUGCUUGUGGUGGGUUUCACAGCCUGGCUCUGGUUCAGAUUCUUUCUCCCCCAGACGACAGUCAGCAAGCUCGGGAUAGAUGUGGGCAGUGUAAGCAGAGCAUUUACACCGUGACUGACAAGGAUGACCAUGUUGUUAUCUCUGAUGAGCAUUACUGCCCACUUGGAGUGGAACUGACUGAUUCUAAAGAAGGUCGAAGGUCAGGACAGAGUUCUCCAACCCAGACACCACAAAGUAAAAACUCCUCACCCCACUUCGAAGUAUCCCCGUUGACCUUGAAGAACAUCUGCGAAGACCCAGGUUUUUCAGUCAGAUCUCAGCAAAAUACAACAAGCCAGGAGUCUCAACCAGUCCCUGCUUUAUCUGAAACCGGACAUGCACGUCUACGACGAACCAAAAGCAAUCCCUACCCUGAUGAGCAAGCUCUGACAGACUACCUCAAAAGAAUUUCAGACCAGACCCUCGCUGAGCAGGCCGAGGCCAACUCUUUGGGAGGUUCCCAUCCUCCGAGCCGUCAGUCGUCACUUACAUGUCCUUUCCGAUCAGACCAAAGUGAUGAGCUUACACUACGUCCCUCUUCACCAGCACUGAGUCGAACUGAUAUCAGAUACAGACAACGCUGUGCAUCAGAUACUGUCACAGACCGGAAACACUCUCUCCAUUUAAUACCAACACUGGAUUCCACUUCUGAUGAUUCUUCACUGCACUCAAGUGUGGAUGGAGGCGUUUGCAUCAGUGACCACGUGGUUAGCAAUGGAUGUUUAUUUGAGUCCUGUGAGGAGGGAGGAGAGACAGCUGGAAUGGACUUCUGUCCAGCAGAUCCUCUUCAAGUCAAGAAGAGCACCAGUCUGACGGACAUCACGUUAGAGGACGCUGAAGCACGUAAUCGCAGAAGGUCUUUACCUGGCUUCUCUCCAGUGUCACCUUCUGGCAGUCAUCGAACCAACCAUUUAAGAGCUGUAGUAGGUGCCAGGACUACUACUACUACCUCAGAAUGCAGAAAUAUCCUUCCUUCCCUCUACACUGAGGUGUGGAGUUGGGGGAGGGGCCAGGAAGGUCAGCUAGGUCAUGGAGACUAUUUGCCCAGGUUACAGCCUCUCUGCAUCAAGAGCUUAAGUAAAAAGGAAGUUGUCAAGAUCACUGCUGGAGCAAAUCACUCAUUGGCACUGACAGCUCAAUGCCAGGUUUAUUCCUGGGGAAGUGACAAAUUUGGACAGCUGGGUCGUAUAAAUGCUCCUAGCACAGUUCCUAAUCUCGCCAUGAUUUCUGAGGGUAUCCGUGUGUGGGACGUGGCAGCAGGGCAAACGCACACUUUGCAGCUGGCUGAUGGAGACUGUUAUCAGCCCAUACUGUACUACAGCGGAGAGCAGGUGCUGGAGAGCACUGACAGCGCUCAUCCCCUCUCCGGGACCUACACCCAGACGCCCACCCUUCUGCCCUUCUGCAUGAAUAUUGGCUAUGUGAGUAAAGUGUUUGGGGGAGGACUGAAUUGUUUGGCUUUGGCCGAUCAAAACGCGAUGGGUUUCAUAGCUUCAAUCCAUGAACUAGCUUCAGCAGAGAGGAAAUUCUACUGCACCCUCAGUAAGGUGAAGAGCAAAAUCCUGAGCCCCCUUCUAGCCCGUGCAAGUUUGGCCUUGUCUCUGGGUCAGUCCUCCAUGUUGCUGUUUCAAGAGAUGGCUAGUAGUUUCAGCAAGCUUUGCCAUCUGACAGGACAGCACUCGGUAUCCCUCACCAACUUCCUGCAGCGAGGCAAAGUGAUCAAAACACUGGUCUUGAUCAAGAGCACAGACAUUUUCAUGGACACGUAUAAAGAGUACAGCGAUCCAGUAGGAAACUUUCUUGUUAUGGGAGGAUUCCAGUCAUUGCUGAAGCCCUCACAAGAAUGCUUUGGGAAGAAGCUGGAGUUGAUACAGACUCUGCUAGAGUCCAAGGAGAAGAAUGCAUCACCCUAUGAUCUGUUAGUCAACUUGUUUUAUAUGCCCUUGCAGCACCUGCAUGGGUAUAACAGAUUACUUCUAAAACUAGCCCACUGCUUUGAAGUGAACACUGAGGAAUAUGAUUGGAUUCAAAAUGGCUGCUCCAAAUAUGAAGCUUUAGCCUGCCUUGUCAGCAAGCAGAGAAGAGAUGCUGAGGCCACUUUCAAUUUCUGGAAGAACUUCAAAGGGAAGAAUUCGGAAUCCCUGCGUAAGCCGUCUCGUCGUCUGGUUUGUGAGAGCAGUAAUAAAGCUCUGACGUUACAGAAUGCUGGAAGAUUCUCUGCCAGCUGGUUCAUCCUCUUCAGUGAUGUGCUGGUUCAUGCACAGGGAACUAUUCCAUCAAAGAAGCUUUUCUCAUCUCAUUACGUCUAUCCACUUGCUACACUCUGGGUGGAGCCCAUCUCAGAUGAAAGUGUGGGCCAACAUGGCCUUAAGCUGACCACACCUGAAGAUAACUUUGUUGUUCUGGCAACAUCCCCUUUGGAAAAGGGGAAGUGGCUGAGAGCCAUUAACCAGGCCAUUGAGGACGUGCUUGCUUUAGGCCUGAACGGAAGGACACGUGUGUCUAGAAGCAGCCAGAAAAGUGAACCACCUGUGUCACGCACGUCUACCUACACUUUCAGCAAAGAGGGCCGACUCAAAGAUGCCACGUAUGAGGGCCGCUGGCUGUCAGGCAAACCUCACGGCAAAGGGACUCUGAAGUGGCCAGAGGGGACAGUUUACUGUGGCACAUUCAAGAACGGGUUGGAAGAUGGAUUUGGAGAUUUUAUGACGCCCAACACAACCUUAAACAAGUUUGAGCGUUACCAAGGUCACUGGAAGGAGGGGAAAAUACAUGGCUUUGGCACAUUUUGGUAUGCUUCAGGUGAGGUAUACGAGGGCUCAUUCAGGGACAACAUGUGUCAUGGUCACGGCAUGUUACGGAGUGGAAAGUUAGCCUCUCCUUCCUCCAGUAGUGUGUUUGUGGGCCAGUGGGUUCAAGGCAAGAGAACAGGCUAUGGGGUGUGUGAUGACUUCAGCAGAGGAGAGAAAUACAUGGGAAUGUGGCUCGAUGACCAGCGUCAUGGAGUCGGAGUCGUUAUAACUCAGUUUGGAUUGUAUUAUGAAGGAAUCUUCUGUAAUAACAAGAUGAUGGGCAAUGGGACUCUUCUCUGUGAUGAUGACACAGUCUUUGAGGGAGAGUUUUUAGAGGACUGGACUCUGUGCGGAAAGGGUGUUCUGUUCAUGCCUAAUGGUGACUCUUUGGAUGGGGUCUUUGAUGGUCACUGGGGAGCCGGUCUAAGAGUGGCUGGAACUUUUACAAAACCCUUUGAAGCUUUGAGGAGAGAAAGAAAGAUACCUGUGGCUGGUCAACACGCAGUGCCUGCAGAAGAAAAGUGGAAGGCAGUGUUUGAUGAGUGCUGGAGUCGAUUAGGCUGUGAAGGUCCUGGAGAAGGAGUGCAUGAGAAAGCCUGGGAGAACAUCGCCAUCGCUCUCACUGCCAGACGCAGACAACAGAGAUAUCGUCCAGAGGAGCUAAGCCGAUCUCAAACUAAGAUGCUGGAGAGCCUUGAGGUGAUUCCUCAACAUGUGGUCCCUGUUACUGCUGACUCCUACAACAGCAUCCGUCGGUAUCUCUUGAAGGCCUGUGAUACCCCUCAUCACCCUCUGGGCUGGCUGCUGGAGACCCUUGUGACUGUGUACAGGAUGACUUAUGUUGGUGUGGGCUCUAAUAGACGCCUCCUACAGCAGGCAGUGGAGGAGAUCCAGUCGUACCUAACGCGCAUAUUUCAAAUAGUCAGGUUUCUGUUUCCUGGUCUCCCUGAGGAUGGAGGUUUUAUUUUGGAUUCUUCCAGUUCCUCAGAUGAGGGCACAGAGUCUCUUAACAGCAGUACACAUUCAGAAACACCACAGCAGGGUUGGUUAGUGAGCAGCUCAAGUCUUAUCCUGCCGGUGUUGCUGCCGAGGCUUUACCCUCCUCUCUUCACUCUCUACACACUAGAGAAAGAGAGAGAGGAGGAGGUGUACUGGAACUGUGUGUUAAGACUCAACAAGCAGCCUGAUCUUGCUCUUCUAGCCUUCCUUGGAGUACAACAAAAGUUCUGCCCAGUGUCUAUCUCUGUAUUGGGAGAGAAAAAGCAGGUCUUGCCUUGUACAAAAGACGCCUGCUUUGCAACUGCUGUUGAAACCCUGCAACAGAUCAGCACAGCAUUCACUCCCUCAGACAAGUUGCAGGUGAUACAGCUGACCUUUGAGGAGAUCACCCAGGACAUGCAGGCUCUGCUUGGGCAAGAUUUUCUGUGGUGCAUGGAUGACCUCUUUCCAAUUUUCCUCUAUGUGGUGCUCCGCGCACGGAUCAGAAACCUGGGCUCUGAAGUGAGUCUGAUAGAGGACCUUACAGACCCCAGUCUACAGCUGGGACAGCUUGGAUUCAUGUUGACGACUCUCAAGGCUUGCUACAACCAGAUUCAGCUUGAGAAGACGACAUAGGAGGGGUUGGUUUGUGAGUGGUCUUACGGAGUAGGUGCCAUUUAAAUAGACACGGAUUACAGGUCAAGUCAAGAUGUGCUUAUUUAUUUCAGGUCUCAAAAAUAAGCUCACUUUCCAUUCAUCUCUCUUAAGCACUGUUCUACAGAGAUUACUUCAAUUGUUAUAACUGUUGAGACUCUCACAUUGACCAUCUGACUGACAGUAAAGUUACCCCUUGAAAAAACAUGUAAAUUUCAACACCCACAUUACCUGGGCAGAAAAGAGACUUUUUCUGUUUUAUACAAGAUAGCAGAAUAAGCACUCCGCAUGUGUCACUAAGGUUAUCAUUACAUGCAAUUUCGGUAAUAACUGACACUCGUUACUAUAUAUAAUAUUCUGUAUCAAUCUGUCUCUGGCUUUUGUACUGAUACUCAAAUAUGAGAACUUACACAAAAAAACAAUGAGGGGUUUUGAAUGAAUUCUCUCGGAUUGACAGUGACUUUAACAAAUACAUUUACCCUGUAUAGAAAUACAGUAAUAAACUAAAACCACCCUUAUUUAUAUAAGCAACAGCAAUAAAUGUCAAAUAUUUUGCUAUAGAAAACCCAUACCUAAACUACUGUUUAAACAUUUGGGGUCGGCAAGUUUUU